UCUGGUAAUUCGUAUUAAGUAAUCGUUAUUAUAAUCUGGUAGAAGAGUGUUUUAAAUUUAAGCUAGAAUAAAAGAAAGUUGCAAGGCUUUUUUUAUUUCCCAAUCCAUUUUAGAAGUUGAUGUAUCGCUGCAGUUUCUGCGUAUCUUGGACGAAUGUGCUUUUCUUAACGCAUCAUACUUUCCAAUAACCAAGUUGCGAUUGCUUUGUCAGAUUAUUGAAAUUAGAAACAAACUUUUGCUCUCGUAAAUUAUAAUUUAAAGAGCCGUAUCUUUAUUUCUUUAGAAAAUUGCAACGAAAAAAAGAAGAAUGUAACUUCAAGGAAUAUAAAAGGCAACAAAAAUAGUUUUUACAAUACUAUGAGCUCGAUUAUGCCAACCAUACAAUCAGAAAAAGUGAAAUGUCUAUUUGUUUUUGGUAUUACGUUGCACAACAGCCAAAAGUUUGAGGCAAAUGAAAAUAAAAUUGAGAAUCGUCACGUUAUAUGCGAUAAUAAAGAAAUUUGUUCAACACUCCAACCUCAAAUUGUCAAAUAUCGUUCCAAGUCAACAUUUUCACAAAGCAUACGGAGAUGUCUCCUUCAGCAAUAUCCCUCUGUGAUUUCUCUGAACGAUCAGUUUUCUAUUAUUUCAUCUUUAUCAAACCACCAUCGGUGGGACUGGCCUGCUAGUUCCUCACAAUUGAAGUAUGAACAACGGUUUUCCACAUCUAUGAAGUACUAUCCCGGGUCACCAAGAAACCGGAUCAUACAAGCAUGGUGUUACAGAAAUGACCCAGGAAAUAUAAUUGACGCGUGCCUGAACAAUUUGUUCGGUUCCAAAUGCGAAAUUCCGUAUUCAAAAAAGAGGUCUGGAGAACCUUAUCGGAAACGAUAUCCUGUUGCAGUAAGGUCAAAACAAGCGGCAACUAUAACACCAGCCAUUUAUCCAAACUUGGCAGAUGAUUACGGAACAAAUCUUUAUAAAUAUUUCUGUGGUGAAUUAUUCCGUCAUAACCGUCUUCACUGGAGAUUAAGAAACGAAAAUAAACAAGUUGUUGCUAUGGGUGGUUACAACAGCUACAGUGGAGACUUUAUGGUAACCUUUUCUUUCUCUUAACGUUCAAAUUAAUUUCAAUUUGUUUAAAUUUAGCUGUUUUCAACUCUCUAUGUAAUCGCUAUGUACAUUUUUUCAGCUUCUUGCAAUCAUUACAUAACAAUAUACGCCAGACAUAGACGGACGGUAACAACAGACACGGUUACGAGCUAUUAA
Hydractinia symbiolongicarpus is the source of this 1248-nucleotide messenger RNA. RefSeq lists its product as uncharacterized. NCBI's taxonomy places the organism in Eukaryota, Metazoa, Cnidaria, Hydrozoa, Anthoathecata, Hydractiniidae. The transcript has 2 exons. The record is from RefSeq and is a predicted model, not a curated record. The coding region runs from base 358 to 1095 and encodes 245 amino acids.